AUGGGCAGAGUCAUCCGCAACCAACGUAAGAGCGGUGGUAUCUUCAAGGCUCACCAAAAGCACAGGAUCGCACCCGCUGCCUUUCGACCUCUCGACUUUGCCGAGCGAAAUGGUUACAUCCGUGGUUUGGUAAAGGAGAUCCUUCACGAACCUGGACGUGGAGCCCCUCUUGCCCGAGUCGUUUUCCGGGACCCCUACAGGUACAAGAUGCGCACCGAGACCUUCAUUGCCACUGAGGGCCUCUCCACCGGAUCCUUCAUCUACUGCGGAAAGAAGGCCAGCUUGACAGUCGGCAACGUCUUGCCUCUCGCCGCUCUUCCCGAAGGAACGAUCGUCUGCAACGUUGAGGAGAAGCCAGGAGACCGUGGAAGCUUGGCCCGAACCAGUGGAAACUACGCCACUGUUAUCGGUCACGACCCCGAAACCGGAAGGUCACGAAUCAGACUCCCCAGUGGCACCAAGAAAACCGUCAUCUCCAGUGCCCGUGCCACCGUUGGAAUCGUCGCCGGUGGUGGUCGAAUUGACAAACCAAUGCUCAAGGCCGGACGCGCUUACCACAAAUUCAAGGUCAAACGUAACUGCUGGCCUAAAACUCGUGGUGUGGCUAUGAACCCCGUCGAUCAUCCUCACGGUGGUGGUAACCACCAGCACAUUGGUCACGCUUCGACCGUACGUCGGGAUUGCGUUUCUGGACAGAAAUGUGGUCUCCUUGCUGCUCGUCGUACUGGUUUAUUGCGCGGAACUGUAUCCAAGAAAGAUUAG
This is a messenger RNA of Puccinia triticina, 762 nucleotides long. RefSeq lists its product as uncharacterized. The transcript is spliced from 5 exons. Gene Ontology annotation, biological process: cytoplasmic translation. The coding region runs from base 1 to 762 and encodes 253 amino acids. Gene Ontology annotation, cellular component: ribosome; cytosolic large ribosomal subunit. NCBI's taxonomy places the organism in Eukaryota, Fungi, Basidiomycota, Pucciniomycetes, Pucciniales, Pucciniaceae. Gene Ontology annotation, molecular function: RNA binding; structural constituent of ribosome. The record is from RefSeq and is a predicted model, not a curated record.